Molecule: messenger RNA, 1308 nt
Organism: Emiliania huxleyi CCMP1516
Lineage: Eukaryota; Haptophyta; Isochrysidales; Noelaerhabdaceae
Exons: 1
Coding region: 1-1308 (435 amino acids)
Biological process (GO): cellular response to oxidative stress
Cellular component (GO): cytoplasm
Molecular function (GO): quinone reductase (NADPH) activity
Source: RefSeq, a predicted model, not a curated record
AUGUCGCGCCUCUCCGACCUGUGCGUCGCGCUGACGGGCCAGGACGCGGUCGUCGUGUACCACCAGCUUCAGGCAAUCGCGGCCAACGUGAUCAGCUGGCUGCUCGUCCUCCUGCGCGUUCGUGUGCCUGCGCUCCGCCUUGGGCGAAAGGGCGCCGACAGUGCCGUGCUCGUGCUCUCGCCUGGUGGCUUCGAGCGCUUCGCGCUCGAGCCGCUGCCAGUGGAGAGCGUCGUCACCGUGGGCUACAAUGUCACCGCGCCCACCGUCGAGCGCCUUCCCACGUGUAACUCGCUGGCGCGCCUGCCCGACGGGCCGCCCCCGGGCCACGCGAUCGUGCGCAUCAAGGCCUUCUCCGUGAAUUACGCGGACGUGACGAUUCGCUGGGGUCUGUACGAGAGCGCGAUCAAGUAUGUGGGCUACCCCAUCUGCCCGGGCUUCGACCUUGCGGGCGUGGUGGAGCGGGUGGGCCCCGGCGCGAGCGUGCAAGAGGGGGACACCGUGGUGGGCAUCACCUUCUUCGGCGCGUACUCGGAGCGCGUCUUGGUGCCCUGCCACCAGCUCUUCGCAGUGCCAAAGGGCAUGUCCAUCGCACAGGCCGCGGCGCUUCCGAGCGUGUCGGGCACGGCGCUCCAUGCCCUGGCGCUCGCGGGCUUGUGGCCGUCGCUCCCAGCGUCGCGGAACCGUGCCGUGCUCGUGCACUCAGCGGCGGGCGGCGUCGGCAGCAUGCUGGUGCAGAUGGCGAAAGCCAUCGGCUGCCACCCCAUCGUGGCCGUCGUCGGCGCCUCGCACAAGGUGGCGGCGUGCGAGGCCCUGGGAGCGACGGCGGUCAUCGACAAGUCGAAGGAAGACCUCUGGAGCGCGGCGUCGAAGGCCGCGCCCGGUGGCUACUGUGCCAUCUUCGACGCGAACGGCGUGCAGACGCUCGCACGCUCGUACUCGGCGCUGGCGCAGACGGGGACGCUCGUCAUCUACGGCUUCCACACGAACCUGCCCACAUCGUCGAUGCUCAACCCGCUCGCGUGGGUUCGCAUGCUCGUUGGGAUCCUGCGGAUGCCGCGCUUCGACCCGAUGGACCUGGUGCUGUCCUCCAAGUCGGUCGCGGGAUUCAACCUCUCCUUCUUCGCCGACGAGACGCGGAUGGUCGGCCGGUACUUCGAGCAGAUCCUCGCGUGGGUCGAGGACGGCUCCCUCGCCCUCUCCAACGUGACCACCUUCCCGAUGGACGAGCUGCCGCGCGCACACGACGCGAUCCAGUCGGGCCAGUCGAUUGGCAAGCUGGUGUGCUUGACGAGGCAUGCGGGCGAUUGA